Molecule: messenger RNA, 1212 nt
Organism: Rotaria socialis
Lineage: Eukaryota; Metazoa; Rotifera; Eurotatoria; Philodinida; Philodinidae
Source: the annotation of a GenBank genome assembly
AUGACUGAAGUUUCUAAUGUUGUACAACGGCACGUCGAAUUGAUUGCUGAAGUACCAAUAAUAAAAUAUGACGCCUGCACUCAAACUUCAGACUAUUUUUUAAAUUUCGAAGCUGAACAAAUUAUUAAUGAAUAUAAUGAAAAUAACGAUAUUAAUCGAUUCGAAGGUAUUAGCAAUAUAUUUCUAUUUUAUAAUGAUUAUAUUAGUAAAUCUAAAGAUAAUGACAAUGAUUCAUAUGAACUUGGUGACAAUGAUCAUGAUCCUAAUCAAAUUUCAAUUGAUAUGGAUGAUGACAUGGAAGAUAUACCGGAUGUUGAGUGCGAUGUAUUCGAUAAUAAUUUUAAAACUGAACGACCUCCGAAUGCUAUUGAGCUUUCAGUAAUGUUACUUUUACUUUGGAAAAAGCACUCUAUAAGCAAAGCUGCGGUCAAUGAUAUUUGUCGAAUUUUAAAUUUUUUUAAUAUUCCAAAUAUGCCCAAAGAUUUUCGUGGAGUCAUAUCGCGAGUCAAAAAAAACAAUUCUAAACUGCUUCACGGGAAUCAUUCUUUUAUAUGUCCAUCAUGUUUACGUAAAGGUUCAAGUUCUUCAAAAUGUGAUGCCAAUGGAUGUGUAUCUGCUUUGUCAUACGCUCGUAAACCAACAUCGGUUUUCACUUUCUCUCUUUUGCCUCAGAUCAUUUCGAUCCUUGAGCGAGAAGAUCGUGUAUCAUCAUCGUAUGUAUUUGGUCAAUCCCAUGAUGUAAUAAACUCUAGACGCUACCAAGAAAUAAUAACGAAACAAAAACAAAUAGAUCCACAAAGAAAUAUCGUUACUUUUACACUUAAUACUGAUGGAGUACUCAUUAAACGUAUAUCUCGCUCCUUAUGGAUGACGUGUGCAUGUAUCAAUGAGUUACCAAGAAGUAAACGUUUUCAAAUUAAUAAUAUAUUAAUAUGCUCUAUAUCAACGGGUGACGAAAAGCCAAAAAAGAAGGAAUAUGCAAAAAUAUUAGAAGAUAUCGUCCAUGAAUUAAAAUUUCUUGAAAACAUAGGUUUUGAUGUAAUUUUACCAUCGCACAAGAAAGACCACAAAAAUAAAUACACCUAUUUCUAUGCAUUUAUCAUCUCAGCAGUUUGUGAUAAACCUGCACAAGCGCUCGCUAUGAAUAUAAAAGAUCCAACUGGAUAUUUUAGUUUGAGUAGAUUCAUUAUGGACGUAGAAAUGGAGAUAUAG